AUGAUAAGACUUAAAAAAGUUGACAAAAAUAUCAGAUUUACCCGUGUGACUUGUGCUGUUGUUGCUCUUUCUUUGGCAAGUGUUGUUGGUCUUACAUUUUUGGUACUUUCUUGUGCUUUGCCGACUUUCAAGUUUAUUUUUUUGUUUAUAUCCGAUUAUUUAAUUUUCAGGGGUAAUUGGUGGCCAAUUUUUGUUUUGGUGUUUUAUAUACUUUCCCCUUUGCCAAUUUCUUUGGCCAAACAUUUUCGUUAUGAUGUGGGACCAACAUCUCCAACUAUUGAGCUUGCAGUAUUUGGGACGACUGGUAUUGUGCUAUCGGCGUUUGCAUUGCCUUUUGUUUUGGCACAUGUUGGAGUGAUCAAAUGGACUGCUUUUAUGCUCUCCAGCAUUGGCUCUGUUAGUAUUUUCUCUACCAUCUUUGCUUAUUUCUUAAUGCAAAAUGUUGAAGAAAAUGGUGGUUGGGGAACUUCCAUGAUCUAAAAAUGAGACUAUAACAUUGCGACUGGCGCAUGUUUUCUCGUCUAUGUAGCAAAUUUAUGUAUAUUUUUAACAAUUUUUGGGAUCCAUAAAUACUUCAAUUUACUCGAGGGUUCCUCUGC
Meloidogyne enterolobii is the source of this 599-nucleotide messenger RNA. The record is from the annotation of a GenBank genome assembly. Lineage: Eukaryota; Metazoa; Nematoda; Chromadorea; Rhabditida; Meloidogynidae.